CCGACGCGGACGCGAGGCGUCCGGCUGAGGAAGGGGCGGUGGUUGGGCGUGGUGGCUCCUUGGCUGAGGCCCGGACGCCGUGGGGGUUGCUCAGGCGCUGACCAGCCGGCCGUCUAGGGCCCAGAGCGCCGGCGCGGGACCGGCCGGUCCCCGCGCCCUGAGGGGCGGGCCGGACAGCGCGCCUCCGGCCCCGCUGUGACUGAGGCGCGGCGCUCGGGGCCGGAGGGCGCGCAUCCCACCCACCCCCGCCCCGGUGACCGCCCGGACCCGCUCCUAGCACCGGGCUUCGAGGGGCGGGACCCGCCGCACCCUGCGCUCGGGAAUCCGCUCCCGGCGCGGACUCCUGUUUACGGGGUGCGGGGCCACGGGUGGGCGUGAGGCCUCAGGGAGGGCCAGAGCUUGGGGAGGUGUAGGCCUGGGGAGGGUCACUCCACACGGGCGAAGUGAAAUCGUCCGGGGUGAGUGCUCUGGGAGGAAAGAAACUGGCGUUGAGCUUUGACAGAAAUGGAUGAAAAGAGGCUGCUGGAUCCAGGGUUGAAGGUUCGUAAAGGCCUCUGGGAUUACCCUCUGAAGAACCAGCAGAUGGAAUGCCAGAGUGACUGAAGAAAAUGGGUGCUAAUGCAUCUAACUAUCCUCAUUCAUGUUCCCCAAGGGUAGGGGGAAAUUCACAGGCCCAGCAGACUUUCAUAGGAACAUCUUCCUAUUCUCAGCAAGGCUAUGGUUGUGAGUCAAAGUUGUAUAGCCUUGACCACGGCCAUGAAAAACCACAAGACAAAAAAAAGAGAACCUCUGGCCUUGCUACUCUCAAAAAGAAGUUCAUUAAACGUCGAAAAUCUAAUAGAUCGGCUGAUCAUGCGAAGCAGAUGCGAGAACUCCUGUCUGGGUGGGAUGUUAGAGAUGUCAAUGCACUAGUGGAAGAAUAUGAGGGGACUUCAGCCUUAAAGGAGCUUUCUCUGCAAGCCAGUUUGGCUAGACCAGAAGCUCGGACACUGCAGAAGGACAUGGCUGACCUUUAUGAGUAUAAGUACUGUACUGAUGUGGACUUAAUAUUUCAAGAAACUUGUUUCCCUGUUCAUCGUGCCAUUUUGGCAGCCAGGUGUCCAUUUUUCAAAACACUGCUAUCUUCCUCACCUGAGUAUGGGGCAGAGAUAAUAAUGGAUAUCAGUACAGCUGGUAUUGAUAUGCCCAUGUUUUCUGCCUUGUUACACUACCUUUAUACAGGAGAAUUUGGAAUGGAGGACUCAAGAUUUCAGAAUGUCGAUAUCCUUGUUCAGCUUAGUGAAGAAUUUGGAACACCAAAUUCCCUUGAUGUAGAUAUGCGUGGACUCUUUGAUUACAUGUGUUAUUAUGAUGUUGUCCUUAGUUUUUCUUCAGAUUCUGAACUAGUUGAAGCUUUUGGUGGAAAUCAGAACUGUUUAGAUGAAGAGCUCAAAGCCCACAAGGCUAUUAUUUCUGCACGGUCCCCAUUUUUCCGAAAUUUAUUACAAAGGAGAAUACGGACUGGUGAAGAAAUCACAGACCGAACUUUGAGAACUCCUACAAGAAUUAUAUUAGAUGAGUCCAUUAUACCAAAAAAAUAUGCAAAAGUGAUAUUACACUGUAUGUAUACCGAUGUGGUGGACCUCUCUGUUUUGCACUGCAGCCCCUCUGUGGGGAGUCUCAGUGAAGUUCAAGCUCUCGUCGCAGGGAAGCCAAACAUGACCAGGGCAGAAGAAGCCAUGGAGCUUUACCACAUAGCCCUGUUCUUGGAAUUUAACAUGCUUGCACAAGGCUGUGAGGAUAUCAUUGCUGAGAGCAUCUCCUUAGAGACCUUAAUUGCUAUCCUCAAGUGGAGCUCACAUCCGUAUGGUUCUAAGUGGGUGCACCGACAAGCUUUGCAUUUCCUUUGUGAGGAAUUAUCCCAGGUCAUGACUUCAGAUGUUUUUUAUGAACUCAGCAAAGACCAUCUGCUUACUGCUAUCCAGUCUGACUACCUACAGGCAAGCGAACAAGAUAUCCUUAAAUAUCUGAUUAAAUGGGGUGAGCAUCAGUUGAUGAAGAGAAUAGCAGACAGAGAGCCAAACCUCCUGAGCGGCACUGCACAUAGUGUGAACAAAAGAGGUGUGAAGAGAAGAGACCUGGACAUGGAAGAACUCAGAGAGAUCCUUUCUUCUCUCCUGCCUUUUGUGCGAAUUGAACACAUCUUACCUAUGAACAGUGAGGUCUUAAGCGAUGCAAUGAAAAGAGGCUUGAUCAGUACACCCCCAUCAGAUAUGCUUCCUACAACAGAAGGGGGGAAAUCAAAUGCCUGGCUUCGGCAAAAAAAUGCUGGCAUAUAUGUUCGUCCUCGGCUGUUUUCUCCGUAUGUGGAAGAAGCGAAGUCGGUGCUGGAUGAGAUGAUGGUGGAGCAAACAGACCUGGUGCGACUCCGAAUGGUGCGAAUGUCCAACGUUCCAGACACACUUUACAUGGUCAGCAAUGCCAUGCCCCAGUGCUGCCACAUGAUCAGCCACCAGCAGAUCAGCAGUAACCAGUCAAGCCCUCCAUCAGUUGUAGCCAAUGAAAUCCCAGUUCCUCGUCUCCUCAUUAUGAAGGACAUGGUGAGGCGCCUGCAGGAACUGCGGCACACAGAGCAGGUGCAGAGAGCCUAUGCACUGAACUGUGGGGAAGGCGCCACCGUCAGCUAUGAGAUCCAGAUCCGAGUGCUCAGAGAGUUUGGUCUUGCAGAUGCUGCUGCAGAGCUCCUGCAGAAUCCUCACAAGUUCUUUCCUGAUGAACGAUUUGGGGAUGAAAGUCCGCUCUUGACAAUGAGGCAGCCUGGGAGAUGUCGUGUCAACAGCACCCCUACUGCAGAAACCAUGUUUACAGACCUAGACUCUUUCGUGGCCUUCCAUCCACCUCUUCCCCCUCCUCCCCCUCCAUACCACCCUCCAGCUACUCCAAUCCAUAACCAGCUCAAAGCAGGCUGGAAACAAAGGCCUCCCAGUCAUCACCCUUCCCGUUCAUUUUCUUACCCCUGUAAUCAUUCACUGUUUCACUCCAGAACAGCUCCUAAACCUGGCCCUCCCCCAGUCUAUUUGCCAGGUGUUAAAGUAGCGCCUCCCGACUGUACCAACACCACAGCUCUGGGGAGACAGACGGUUGCUGCUGCUGCUGCCGCUGCUGCUGCCUCAGCAGCAGUAAUAUCUGAGAAGCAAGUGUGUCCACAGCCUGUGCUGAAUGAUCUGAUGCCAGAUAUCGCCAUGGGGGUGUCUACAUUGUCACUCAAGGACAGGAGGCUCCCAGAGCUUGCUGCAGACACAGAAUUAUGCCAGACAGUUUCCGAAGCAGGACCAGGGCCUCCCCAGCAUCUCUCAUGUAUUCCACAGAGACAUACACACACGUCUCGGAAAAAACACACACUAGAGCAGAAACCAGACGGUAGAGAAAGUCAGCAGGAAUACCCAGAUCUCUAUGACUUCCCAAAUGCUGCCUGCAGGCCUUCCACUCCUGCUCCUGGCAGACGCACUCCUUCCCCUUCUCGUGGUAGAUAUUUUGGUCCGGACUUGUACAGCCACAAUAAGGCAUCACCAAAUGGCUUAAAGUCAGCUUACCUACCUGGUCAGACCUCUCCUAAAAAGCAGGAAGACACUAGGAGAGAAUAUCCACUUUCUCCUGAUGGGCAUCCACAUAAGCAGAAGAACGAGCCAAUACGCCUGGAUGUUGUUGAGCAGCCUCCACAGAGGCCAGACUUCCCUUCAGCAGCCUCAGAAAAUGCUAGUAAUGGUCCAGCCCAUGUCAGGGCACGAACUGCAGUAGAAACUGACUUGACUUUUGGGCUGACACCUAACAGACCUCCUUCCCAUUCUGCAUGUAGCUCUGAAGUUCUCGAAGAGCGAUCUAGUAGAAGACUGACAGACAGUGAGUCCCUGGGCCAUGGAGCUCAGAGAAAUGCAGAUCUGGAAAGGGACGAUUCCAUUAGCAGAGGGAGGAGGUCGCCAAGUAAACCAGACUUCCUCUACAAAAAGUCUGCCCUCUGAAGUAGCUUCCAAGUCUGUGCCUGAGAUGUGAAACAUCCCGUCUUAUGAUGUAACCCAACAACUUACUGACCGGUUUGUCGAUGCCAGCUCAGUUUCACAUGUUAUCGUAGCUUCUGUGUGUAUGUGUUUAUUAGACAUGGCAUGCUAAGGGGAUUGUUUUGAACGCUGCAUCUGUCUUUCGUGUUUAACAGUUGUGUGGGGAGCAUCUUCAAGAGCAAGCAAGCUGGCACUUUCUCUUUACAGAUGACUUUUUGCACUUGUACAUUUUAUUUGUAUUGAUUUUAUAACAGUGUGUUAAACUUUAUUGCUACAUUUAAAGGACUGUAUUUUCAUACUUUUUGCAUUUUACCUAUCAUCUACCAGUUUCCAUGUGCAUUGGGUUGCACACUAAGAUGUAUUUUCUUACAAAAUAGUUGUGUUUAUUUUUUAAUUAUAGAAAUUCCAAAGAACAGCACAUCAAUCGCUCCUCUCUUUUUUGGUGAUUGUUUCCGUUGAGAAAUCUUCCUGCUCAGUCUCCAUAAAUCCAAUGUCAUUCUUUUUUAUAAGUCUUGAAAGCCAGUCUUCAUUCCCCACAGCAGAAGUCCAGGUCUUGAUGCUUUUUUGAUUCAGUAAAGAACAAGGAGGAAAGCCCUGAUAUCCAGCCUGUGGCUGCUAUUUAAUUACAGUGCGGUUUUGUCGGGAACCCUGUAGAUUCUGGAGUAGAGCUACUCACUCAAAUGGCAUAAGGAAAGUAGGCUUUAGUAUUAAAAAACAGUAGUGCUGGGCUCAGUGGAAAUGUGUACACUGGCAGUCCCAGCCCAUGGGAGUGGAGACAGCCGGUCAGAAGUUCAAGGUUGUUUCAGGCUACGUAGUAAGUUCAAGAUUAGACUGGAUGUCUGAGCUCUGCCUCCAAAAACAGUAGCAGAGGUGGUGACAUCACACACAGGGCACACUGCACUGAUGGGGUGCCUGGCUCUGCAUAUGACUCACUAUACUGGGGGAAAUGACUGCCUGUGGUUGUCUUGCAUUUUGUGGGGGGGGAAAGGGCUUCAGUUUUCUGUACGUCAUUUGGUAUUUGUAAUCAUACGUUUUUCUUAAUAUUGUCAGUAUAUCUGGAUUUUGGUGUCUUCUAUAAAGGUGAAUAAUGCAUAGUGCUUUACCACCAGAAAAACUGAUUUUGUUUUCAGUAAAACACUACAUGUCCUACUUGAACUCCACUGGAGAUGCUGGUUUGGUAUUCACUGAAUCACUGAGCAUGUGGGUUCGUUCAAGGGCAACGUGUGAGCUAAGGACUGUUUUUAUUUGUCUUUUGUUUUUUCUUACUUUCCUAUGUAAAUAUAUUAGUAUUUAAGUUUUUUAAUCACUUCAGCACCAUUUGAACAUUCAUUUUUGUAUUUUUAUAAACACAUACAGCCGUAGCACCUAGAAGAAAGGAGACUUCCUGAACAUUCUGUAUGGAAGAGAUAUUUGGGAACCUCUCCUCUGUGUGUAUACAUUUAACUAGGAAUCACUUACACUCACUCUAAAACUAUGCAGGGCUAGGGAGCCUUCACAAGCUAUCGGAGAAGUGAAUUGCACACACUUUGAAAUAAAUAGAUUUCUAUUGGGUAUCAGCAACUCUGGUUUCUCCUGAAACUAUAGUUUCUCUUAUGAUCUUUUCCUUCUUUACCCUGUGGAUAUACACUCAGGAAUGAUCUGACAUUUAAACCAUCCUAACAGUAGAUAAUCGCAUAGACGGGAACAUGCCCAUCUCUGCCAGCCCCUGUAAUCGCUGCCACUGGUUCUGUUGUCUGGCUGAUUACUCAUGAGUCUGGGUACUGGACGACCCUGGCAAUGUGUAUCCUGAGCUCAGAGGCUUGGACAAGGCAGGCAGAUUUCUGUUGUAAGGUGGCUCUUUUUUGUUUCUUAAGGUAGAAACCCACAGGGCUCUGCUCAUCUUUACAAGUGGAGUCUUCUGAAGCACACAGUCUCGGGCUGCAGAAGCAAAGCAAUUCCAUUCUGGUCCUACCUGUUUCUGGGACCUCAUUAUUUGAUGUGGAUUGAGAUUGUUCCAGAUCAGACUGUACUGUGCAGGUGCUGCAGAGAGGCAAGUCCAUCAAAGCUUCCUCACCUUUGACAGGCUUUGUUUUUUAACAUUUUAGGACCAUUGAUCUCACACUUUUUAUUUUUUCUGAAAAUUCAUUAAAUGUGCUCUCUAAUCCAUAUGGUGUAAUUAUACAAGUAAACGACACUGUUUGUAGUCUUAUUUAAUUUGUAAGGUUUGUUUUUAGCGACUUAGCAGGUUACCUGGCCAAACUGUGUAUAGAGGGAAAUCUUGCUUUGGUCUGUGGGUGUGGACUGGUGUGACUUACAGAAGAUAAGCAGAUGUGGGGCUGUGUGCGAUAGGAUAGGUGUUCAUGGGCAGCUAAGCGCGUGCCUCUGGCUGUGACCUAUGAAGUUUCUUAAUGCUGUACUUACAAAUGUGAAGUGUGAGUAGGGUUGGUCUCGGAAAAGAUGGUAUUUAUGUAUAAUAUAAACCUUAAGCCACAGGAACUGGCAUUUUUCUUAGUGUAAAAAUUUAAUAAGAACCAAAUCACAAAAAUCCCAGAUCUCCUUUUGAGGCCGGGGACAAUCAGGCCGUUCGGACAAUCACCAUUCCAGUCCCACCGAGUGCUGAGGCUGGAGAACCACCUCUUAGGUUCUCAAGAUGCUGUUGAUCCUGUUCUUGUAUUUUUGUUUUAGUUUUGUAAUCUUGAAAAAUAACUUAAAGUUGCCAGUGGCUCAUAAGGAGAAAUCAAUUAAAACCAUUCAAAACAUAGAUCCUUAAAUUUCCAUGUACUGUCCCCCUUUUACAUUCCUCCAUUGACUCGGUUCUUUAGUGUAGUCCCUAGGCCAGCGCUAGCCUAGCAUUUCAGUAGCCUGUUGGGCUUUUAGGGCUUAUAGUGUUAAAUUUAUGUCGUCUGUACCUCUUCUAUAACUCAACCUAAUUUUUGACUUUGCUUCCUCACUGGCUGUUGUAUUUGGUUUCAGGUUUUGUGUUAACAUUUGCCAUCCAUUGUUGUGUUUUCUUUCAUUGUUUGUUGACAGUGAUAGCAAUGGGUAUAACUCUCGUACAUUUAAAUGAAGCUGAUGCUACAGAAUGUAAUGCGAGCCAGUGAACGCCACUUGGCGCCAACCGGUGGAAGCUGGCCUCAGGCGCAUUCUCUGGAGUUGAAGGAUCAACACUCCCUGUGUCUACAACAAGGAGAUACGUCUUCAUCAUACUGAACUUGGCCUUUUAAGGGAAAAAUGCUUUUCAUGAAAUUUGCAUAAUACCAUUGUUUUGCAGUGAUAAGGCAUUUGCAUGUUUCUGAGGGCUGAGUUAAGCUCUUUGGAGUGAAGACUAUCAGUGCCGCAGUGAUGGGUGCUAUCCCCGGGUCUGCAGUGGUCACAAAGUCUACCGUGUAGUUACUUUCAAGCCUCAUUCAGAUAAUCUUGCUAAGAGCUGGUCUGCACUCCCCACAGGUGUUUUACUGUCCUCUCUCAACACUGCUUUGAGCCGUGCUCUGUAAAGUGUAAGUUCUUUGUCCCAUCAGUUUACUAGCUGUCAUGUGGUUAUUGUCUGGGCAAGUCUUUUGAUUUUGUUUUCCUUACAAAGUAUGUCCAUGACUGUAUCAAUCUUCUGUAUUCAGAACAUUAUAAUGCUGCGGCCAUUUUUAUAGAACGACUGCAAGUUUGUGUCCUGGAAAUAUCUUCUACUCGUGUGUGUAUGUGAGCUCUGAGACCAGAUCUGUUCUGGAAGAGUCCUCAGGUAUGCCUGCACAUGACUGUCUGGGUAUCUGGGUAGACGCUAGGGAAUUGUGCUUUUAGAUGAGGCAGUUGGAAAACCUGAGCUCCCCUUGCUGUCCGUGUAUGUGCCACAUCUGGCCUCCACCACUGCGUUUCUUGUGGUUGUGCUGUUAAUGGUAAAGUCAAGUGCCUUCAAUGCUAAAGGCUCAGAAAUCUUUCUUAAACUGAUUUCAUGUCCUAUGCAAGUGUUUUUACAACCUGCAUAACCAGUACUUUGUAAAACUUGUUUACGCUUCAAUUGUACAUAGUGUUUUUUAAAGAAAUAUAUAGUAUUUUUAUUUAGGUACCUCCAAACUUGAAUCCGUCUGUGUGAAACACUGUAAACGACACGUUUCUCUUUUGCGUACCAUCACAGUUGUACAGAGGUUUUCACUGGUUCUAUUUUUCUACUGUUACUGAUACGCAUGUAACACUGACUUUAUCCUCCAUAUAGUUGGCAUUUCAAAUAAAUGGCUUGUAUAGAA
Molecule: messenger RNA, 8248 nt
Organism: Rattus norvegicus (Norway rat)
Lineage: Eukaryota; Metazoa; Chordata; Mammalia; Rodentia; Muridae
Source: RefSeq, a predicted model, not a curated record